Messenger RNA from Bombyx mori (domestic silkworm), 5847 nucleotides. RefSeq lists its product as uncharacterized. The transcript is spliced from 11 exons. Bases 292 to 5808 code for a protein of 1838 amino acids. The record is from RefSeq and is a predicted model, not a curated record. Lineage: Eukaryota; Metazoa; Arthropoda; Insecta; Lepidoptera; Bombycidae.
AGCGCACACUCAAGAACUUAAGAUCAUCUAUGACAAUUGACACAUGUCAAUCUUUGGGAUUGUAUUAUUUUUCAAUGAAAUUUAAAUGUGUUUAUUUUAGAUAUUGUUUUAAAUUACUGGUAAAUUACACGGAGCAUGAGCGAGGGCGGAGUGGGUGUGGACCAGUGGAGGAGCUGCUACAGGCCCGACCUGUGCUACUCGCUGCUCAGAUUGCUCAGGAUCGCUAGAACCCCUUAACGUCGCCGUCGCCAUCCGCACACCGAGUGUUGUGUUGAGUGUGCAUGGAGCGAGAUGGAAGCAGUGCGUGGCGUGCCCGUGCUCACUGUGCUCACCGACACUCACACGACGCUACUACAGACCGUCCUGUGUGCUCAGCCACAAGCAGCGGCUGAGACGCAGCCUGCACCGGUCCCGAGCCGGCCCGCCAGCGUCGGCGCCGGUACCAGCACGCAGUGUGCGGGGAGGCGGCACCCGCCCAGCGCCGCCAGCCACAGCGCGCCGCGGCCGGGUGCUGGCUGCGAGCCCACCCCGCGGAAACGAACUCGAUGCGUACUCGAGGGAGCCCAGCACGAGAGCGAUGAGUUCGCGCGGACGCUGCGCCGGUACCCCGCGCCCCCCGCGUCCCCCGCACCCCCGCGCCGGUCCGCCUCCGCCGAGCUGCUGCAGAGGCUGGUCGACUACACCGCGCGCACCAGCUUGACUGCGAGCUAUGAUUCGAAACAUAUUCGUUUUCUAAAACAAAAUGAUCAGAACAGAGGGAGACACGCGCGGCCGAGCAGCGACACGCAGACCCCCGCGCGACCCCCGCGGGGUUCGCGCAGUCACUCGCCCGGGGACCGCAGCACGCACCGCCCCAGUUGUGUGUGUAGAGGGCGAUGGUCGGGGUCCGCGCGGGGGGCGGAGGUGCGGUACCUGCGGGAGGUGACCCGCUGCCUGCGCGACGUGCUCACGGACACUCACCGCCCGCAGCACGAGUUGUGUCCGAGGAUGCAGAGUCGAUACGAGCACCACCGCAGACAUCGGCACGCGGAUGGCGCCGGCGGCCGAGAGAGCGCUGGCUCCAACAACAUUAGUAACAACUACGCCGACAACAUGGAUGCACGAGGAUCGAAAAGAGGACUGAGAGAAGUGACGCAAACGAAAAAUGACAUAUCGAAUGUAAAAAAUGGAAAAAUAUGUUGUCGUUGUAAGAAGCCGCAUCCGUGUGCCUCCAAGUGCAGACCAAGCCUCGGCCAAGACCUGGAAUAUCAGGUCACAGAACAAGUACUGAAAUGGCUCCAACACCUGCCUGUUCCCGCCGACGACACUGAAGCCAAUGCAAAGCGGAGGAAGGACGUCGCGAAACAAAUGGCCAAAAACUUGGCGCAAGCAGUCAGGGCCGGUGAUGUUGACCGCAUUAAACCAGUCAUAGUACAAUAUCUUCAAGAGAUGCCGAUAUGGUUCCCAGGAGAUGAUACAGUGAAAAAAAUGUUCACGAAUGAAAUAAUUGAUAAACUAUUAAUGCACAUGCAACGCUUAGUUUACCAUGAAACACUCAGAGGUGACAUAAAUAACUGGCUCAAAGAUUUACCUCUGGCCGGUAAAAGUGACGAUAUUUCUAAAGAAGAUGCUGUUAAUAAUAUUUUAAGAAUAAUGAAAGACGUUACACAGAAGAGUGAUAAAUCUAGCUUAAAAGGUAAAAUAGAGAGCAUUCUUAAUAAGCUACCGGUAGCUAAAGAUUUUGACAAAAAACAAAUGAUUGGCAAUAUUGCAGAUAAUUUAGUUAAUAAAUUUAUCAAUAAAGAAAGCAUAUUAUCGUCUAAUGAGAAUAAAAUUAAGGAGACAAGCACUGCAAGUAAACCUAAAGAAGAUAGCUUCACGAAACUAAUAAAGUGUUUCCCAAAACCUUUACAAGAUCUCUUAUCUAAAGAAAACUAUGAUCAUUAUGAAUUAGAAGCGACAAGAGAACAAAUAUCUAGUUAUUUAGAUUCACUUCUAGACACUAUUGAUAUCCGGCUCAAUGCACGAACCAAAGAAAAACUAACACAUCGAUUUAUGAAUAAAAUAAGAAAGCAAUGUAAACGCGACGGUGCUAAUGACGCCAUACUUGGAAAACAUAUGAAACCAGAGAAAGACUUGGAGACGGCGACAGACAGUUCAGAUGUGGCUGAUACAACAGCACAGCCGCAACAUGUUUCUGACAAAUAUAGUGCAGGUAACACCGACAGCAGUUUCCCAGCGUCCAGUUUAAGGAGACGAAUUAACAACGAUGUGUCUCAUGUGUUGGGAAGAUCCAAUGUAAUAAGCGACUACUCUGGAAGUACACUCGAGAUGAACCUGACUAACAUCAUGGCAGAUCAGAUAGUACGCGGGGCCACUCGCGGCGAGGCAGCGCGCGAGCUACACAGCUUUCUCAUUAACUGUAGCGUUCCUGCAGAGCAAGCUGAACUCAUCACGGUCGGCCUGCUGGAGAGAGCCAGGGAGAUACCGGAGAGCGAUGACAACGACGCCGACCUCACGUCGGGAGCUGCAGCGAGUGGCGCGCGCCGCUACGGAAACAAACCCAGUCAAAGGGAACGUAAAGACAGCCGCAGCGGUGUGGGCUCGAGUCCUGAUCGGAAUAUUACUGCACACAGUGCGAGCACAGUGCGAGAACAUUCGAAUGGACUUGUCGAAAGGUCAUGGCAAAAUGGUGGGAAUAAUGAAACAUUUCAGAAAACCCAGAGAUUAAACUUUCAAGCAUCAUCUCCGCGAGAAGACACACGUGCGUCUUAUGAACAACGCGAUUCAUUCUUUGGGUUGAAUGUGUCUGAUAUACAUUUAGAUGGGGUUGCGAUGUUCAAAAACAGAAAAGAGAAAAGGAAUGAACAAUUAACAAACGAACAAAAAUACACGAAGGAAUUGCACGACGUCAUAGACUCGUGGGUCAAUGACCUUCCUUUGAACCUGGAUGUGACGGGAGGACAAAAUUACAAGACUACUCUCAUUCACGAUCUGGUCGGAGAUAUUGUGGAUCGAAACAAAUAUUUGGCACUCAAUAAAAGAGCGAAAAGUUCAGAUGAAGAUGAUUUAGAGCAUCUACGUUAUCAGGUGUUCAGGUGGCUGAAUAAACUGGUCGAUGCUCGAGAGCUACCUAAUAUAAUGGCCGGGACUGACCAACUCAUUUCUCGACUCCGCCACAUAGCUGUACCGCUGUUCAAACAACCGAGCGGCGCUAGAACCCUCUCUAAGCGAACACGAGCUGAGAUCCCGCACUUUAAAGAUGUUUUGGAAGAUGAAAUCUCUGUUUGGAUGGAUGAAAUAUCUCCGAAUAUUUUGAAAACACACAACAAGAGCUCACGCGACAAUAUGGUGAGGGCUUUAGCAGAAAAAGUGAUUCAAAGCGACGGAAGCAACAUCGAUAGUGAGGUGGGUCGAUGGCUGCAGGACGUUCUCCCGGACGCUGACGCCGACGUCGUGAAGAAGAUGAGGCAGAGUCUCAGAGCGAUGCUAGAGAGUAAAGGGUUCACGGAUAAGAGUCACGUACUGCGGCAAGACACCGGACAGUUCAUUGAGGAGAAUCUGAGCGGUGCUAUCAUGGACUGGCUCAACCGGCAGCCCUUCCGUUCCCUCCGCCAACAAGACGCGCCGCUACAGGAGCACGUAGCGACGGAGCUAGCACGAGCCAUGGCACGACUGUUUGAAGAAACUGAAACAGAGCGUCAAGACUUUGACGCAAGCUUGCACUUCCUCGAAAUAAUAAGGAAACAUUUGAAACUAUUACCAAUAACUAUUGAUCAAAUGGCGAAUGAAGAAUUCUUUUCCAAAAUAUCACAAGAAUUACUGAAUCAUCUACAGGGUCUCAAACUGUUUCAGAACCUCACUAGCAGGUAUGACUAUAGUUUAAUACUCAGCUCUGGGAUCUUGAAAGAACAGGAACAUAAACUUCUACAAGGAUAUCGGACAACUAAAAAUAAUAAGAGUAUUUCAGAAGAAAAACCGUAUGAAACUAACAGUAACAGUAUAAAAAUGACUUCUCCGCUAAAAGCAAGCAUCGGUGAACAACACGAUUCAGUAGGAUCAGGUUUUAUUAACAGAGGGGGGAUAAAGAAAACCGCGGACAUGCUCUACGACAGCAUAGUGAAGGCAUGCCGCGAUAUACCCGCUCAUGAAGUUCCAACAGAAACUAAACAGGAAAUCGCGAACAGACUCAUUAAUAAAGUAGGUGAUCUCAACAUGCAGCCGGAGAUAUUUAAUGAUGACGUUUUGUAUAGAGAACUUCUCACGGAAGAGUUGGAGGAUGUUUUGGAGGAGCUACAGGUAAAAAGUAGUUUAAAUAAUUUCAAACAAAAUGUCCUCGGGAAAAUAAAUGAAACCCGAAACCAAAUUUUAAAUUCCAUGUCUGGUCAAACUUACAGACUUAACCUUAAGCACAUAUUAAGUACAAGUUUACCGUCCACUAACGAGAUGAGUCACGAUGAGCGCGCGCUCUUCGAAUUGCUGCAGGACGAUCUAGUGGACGCGUUCGUCAAUGUUCGUUGUGCGAGCGGAAACGAACAACUCAGGAAAAAAUACAAGAAAGACCUCACUGAGAAAGUCACCAAGUUUUGUAACGAUUAUCUGAGUAAGUUUCCAGCUUCGCCGAUUGGUAGCGACAGGUUGAAUGAGGAUUUGUACAAUGCAUUAAAGUCGGUCGCGUUACCUGAAGCAGGCGCGCUGAAAAAUGAAGCAGAACAAACAGUUAUCAAAGAGAAGUUAAAGGGGUGGAUCUCGGAACUACCCCUCGAACAGCAAACACCUGAACGUCAGUUACGGACAAACAAAAUUAUUAACAUUUUGGCCAAAAAUCUACACGAUAUUGAAGGCAACAAACCUCAGCUCACAGAUACAGAAACUGAACAAAUUACAAAAUUAGAAGUUAUGAAAUGGCUAAAGAAACUGCCGAUGAAACCUGAUCGAGACAAAGACAUAGAGGAUUUUACAAACAGGCUGAUCGAUAAACUGAAAUCGAACAAACCCUCCCGGAGUUCGGGUCCAGCAGCUGAACUGUCCGCAGAUGACGAGUGGACAGACGUAUCUAGUUCGGCCAGACAGGACUCCUCUACGCAAACUUCUCGAGCGCUGAGACCAGCCGCAACAGCUAGCACAUCUGUACAACUUCCCAAUACACUUACGCAAGAAGAUCAAGCUCAUCUCAGUAGAAUAAGAGAAAGAAGUAAACAUUUGAAGUCUUUACACCUCAAAGACGCUGUAGUCAGCGCUGGGGCUCCUGAGGAGGAAAGUCAGGCUAGUGUAGUGCCAAAGAAUACUCAGCGAAUUGAGAAUGAAGCACAACCUUCAACUGAAAAUGAAGAUAAACAAAAUUCUAAGACGAUGGAUGAGCAAUCCCUCACCGGGCGAGAUUCCCAAAUCUCCCAAUAUUCCAAACACCUUAUAGAUCAGAUCACGGAGGUUCCUCAUAUCGCCGGGAACGGUUACGGGGAAUCCGUGCACAAGGAUGCUUCUUCUGUGGGAAUAUCUCAAAAUAAUGAAGGUACGAAUGAUUCUAAGAUUAAUAAGCCAAAAUGUAAAAACUGCGGUCAAUAUCAGAGAGCGUUUGAGAUAGAAAAUCGUUGUCACCGACCGAGUUACAACGAAGAUAAUGGAAGACGGGGUUGUGGUGUAGCGCCUGGCGUCAGGAGACGGGAAUGGCUACAGGGCACGGAGGGUUCCUGUGAGAGUGGCAGGCGUCGGGUCCUGCCUUCAGCUGAGGUAAGCGGCCGGGGCUGGGAGGCUCAGCACUCGCUGAGGAGAUGUCCCAAGUGCUGCGGAACGCGCUGCCCUCACCCUGCUUACUUGUACUUCAGAUGAUUGUUGUUGCUGUCUUGUAAUAAAUAAUGUUUCUGGUGA